AAGAUGGAGGUCAAAAACCACACCAGUGUGACAGAAUUCAUCCUUUUGGGGUUAACACAGGAUCCUACACUUGGAGUCAUCUUGUUUGUGAUAUUUCUAGGUAUCUAUGCUGUAACUUUAACAGGCAAUAUCAGCAUAAUUACUUUAAUAAGAAGCUGCUCCCAACUGCAAACCCCUAUGUACCUCUUCCUCAGUCAUUUGGCCUUUGUGGACAUUGGGUUUUCCACAUCAGUCACUCCUAUAAUGCUUAUAGGAUUCCUUAAAUUCAGAAUGUCUCUCCCUGUUGCUGGAUGUAAAUCUCAGCUGUGUUCUGUGGUCUCCUUUGGAACAACUGAAUGCUUUCUGCUGGCUGCCAUGGCUUACGAUCGCUAUGUGGCCAUCUGCUCCCCCCUGCUCUACUCCAUCCACAUGUCCCCUAAAGUUUGUUCCAUCUUAUUGGGAGCCUCUUACAUAUGUGGAUGCAUAAAUGGUUGGACAUUUACUGGUUGUGUACUAAGCAUGUCUUUCUGUGGGCCAAAUGAGGUAAACCACUUCUUCUGUGAUUUCUCCCCAUUGUUAAAACUUUCCUGCUCAGACAUCUCACUUAUAGGAAUUAUCCCUUCUAUCUCUUCUGGACUGGUCAUUAUGUCUACAGUGUGUGUCAUAUCCCUCUCUUAUGUCUUCAUCCUCAUCACGGUCCUGAAGAUGCGCUCCAAGGAAGGGCGCCAGAAAGCCUUCUCCACCUGCACCUCCCACCUCACUGCAGUCACUCUCUACUACGGGACUAUUUUCUUUAUUUAUGUCAUGCCUAAAUCCAGUUACUCAACUGAGCAGAACAAAGUGAUAUCUUUGUUCUAUACCGUGGUGAUUCCCAUGUUGAACCCACUUAUUUAUAGUCUGAGAAACAAAGAUGUAAAGGAGGCCCUGAGAAAAUCAACUGUUGGGAUACUUUCUUAA
Messenger RNA from Sorex araneus (European shrew), 936 nucleotides. Its product is annotated as olfactory receptor 491-like. Gene Ontology annotation, biological process: sensory perception of smell; G protein-coupled receptor signaling pathway. Bases 4 to 936 code for a protein of 310 amino acids. Lineage: Eukaryota; Metazoa; Chordata; Mammalia; Eulipotyphla; Soricidae. Gene Ontology annotation, molecular function: olfactory receptor activity; odorant binding; G protein-coupled receptor activity. The transcript has a single exon. The record is from RefSeq and is a predicted model, not a curated record. Gene Ontology annotation, cellular component: membrane.